This is a messenger RNA of Mercurialis annua (annual mercury), 2656 nucleotides long. RefSeq names its product probable serine/threonine-protein kinase WNK6. The transcript has 7 exons. Bases 532 to 2535 code for a protein of 667 amino acids. The record is from RefSeq and is a predicted model, not a curated record. Gene Ontology annotation, molecular function: protein serine/threonine kinase activity; ATP binding. Lineage: Eukaryota; Viridiplantae; Streptophyta; Magnoliopsida; Malpighiales; Euphorbiaceae. Gene Ontology annotation, cellular component: cytoplasm. Gene Ontology annotation, biological process: protein phosphorylation; intracellular signal transduction.
UGAUAGAAAAUCAAUAGAUUGUAUUUCCGCCAUUAAAAAAACAGAUUAGUAACAGAUAAAUGAAGUGCAAGCUAAUUCCCCACCCUAAAUAUAGCAACUCAAACCAAAUUCAAAAAAGAAACUAAUCAACCCAACAAUUGGCUGUUAAAUCCUUAAGUCUCGCUUUUCCAACCCAACUCUCUUCCCAUUUUACCUCAAAUCUUCGCCUCUGCUCAAACAUUCCUCAUCUUCUUUAAUAAAUUGCUUGAGUUUAGAUUAUAAGAAUAUGUUCAAUUAAGUCCUGUGGUGUAACUAGAAAUGGUUAAAUAUGGAAGGUAAACGCAGAUUCAAGAAUUAUGAGGUUAUGAAUGGUGGAGCUUCUUCAUUACACGAAUGCCGAUUGGCUCAGUUUCAUUUAUCGGCGUUUGAUUCUUUUUCCAUUGCUUCAGAAUCCUUUUCUUAGCCAGAAAAAUUAAAAGUUUCGAAACAAUUUUGACACCGACAUCUAUUUUUUGAUUUUGUUGUUGUUGUUAUUGCUUUCUGUUUGGUGGAAUGAAACCGGGUGGUGGUGGUUUUGUUGGCGGAGGAGCACCGCCGUUAGUUUCUGACUAUAAUGGAACUUAUUCGGCUUUAGAGCCGUCCGAUUCAAAGCCUGAUUUCAUCGAAAAGGAUCCGACCGGUCGAUACGUUCGGUACGAUGAGAUCUUGGGCAAGGGUGCUUUCAAGACUGUCUACAAGGCGUUUGAUGAAGUAGAAGGAAUAGAAGUUGCUUGGAACCAAGUAAAGAUCGAUGAUGUGUUGCAAUCACCGGAAGAUUUGGAGAAAUUAUAUUCCGAAGUUCAUCUUCUCAGAUCAGUAAAACAUGAAAACAUCAUGAAGUUCUAUAAUUCUUGGGUAAAUGAUAAAAAGAAAACUGUUAACAUGAUUACUGAACUCUUCACAUCUGGCAAUCUCAGGCAAUAUCGGAAAAAACACAAGAAUGUCGAUAUGAAGGCGAUAAAGAAUUGGGCUAGGCAAAUUCUCCAAGGUCUAGUCUAUCUUCAUGGCCACAAUCCGCCUAUUGUUCAUAGGGAUUUAAAGUGCGAUAAUGUAUUUGUUAAUGGACAUCACGGAGAGGUUAAAAUUGGAGAUCUCGGAUUAGCCAUUGUUAUGCAGCAAGCUACUGCUACAAGUGUCAUAGGAACUCCUGAAUUUAUGGCUCCUGAACUUUAUGAAGAGGAGUAUAAUGAACUCAUAGAUAUAUAUUCUUUCGGGAUGUGCAUGCUCGAAAUGGUUACUUUUGAAUACCCAUACAGUGAAUGUAAAAAUCCAGCUCAAAUUUACAAGAAGGUCACCUCUGGUAUUAAACCUGCUUGUCUUAAAAGUGUUAGUGAUCCACAAAUUAAGGAGUUUAUCCUGAAAUGCCUGGCUCCAGCAUCUGAGAGACUGUCUGCCAAAGAUCUUCUCAAAGAUCCAUUCCUUCAGCCUCGAAACCCAGUAGAACCAAUGCGUGAUCCCUUGCUUUUACCUAACCAGUACCCUAAAUCAUUAAGUACAACCAAGUCAGGACCCCUGUCCAUGGACAUAGAUGCUGACUACAAGCAGAUUUCUGCAAGCACAUGUACCGAUAGAAACAAUGACGGUUCAAGAUUGUCGGUGUUGGAAUAUCAGAAAGCUUAUAAGAACAAGGAGUUUAGGUUAAAAGGAACAAAAGGUGAUGAUAAUUCCGUAUCAUUGACAUUGCGAAUUGCUGACUCUUCUUGUCGAGUUAGGAAUAUUCAUUUCCUAUUCUACCUUGACAGUGAUACUGCACUAUCGGUGGCAAGUGAGAUGGUUGAACAGCUGAGCUUGGCAGAUCAUGAUGUGUCCUUCAUAGCAGAGUUCAUCGAUCACUUGAUUAUGAAACUAAUUCCUGGUUGGAAGCCAUCGUCGACUUAUUCCUCGAGUGAAAUGAUGAGAUUUUACACGGCAUCUACAGUCCUUGAGAACUCAGUGGCUUCCCACUGGGAUCCAGUGCUUGGUCAGCCAGUGGUCGAGCAAGAUGCUAUCUCUGGGCUAACCACGGCUGCACCAGAACUUAGUGUACAAGUUGGUGACUGCUUUAGCAGUGACAACCCUGAUGGCGGUGUUUUUCACUUUGACUAUUAUUCUUCUCAAAAUUUGGUUAACAUGGAUGACCAAGAUUCGCUAACAUCAGUUGUUUCGGAGAUAUUGGUGGAAGAUGCAUCCUCAAAAGAUUAUAGAACAUCUGAACUCCAUGAUUACAACAUUGAUGGAAGUUUCAAGUUGAGCGAGUAUAUUCCUGAACCAGAACUCAGGGAUGCUUGUAUUCCUCACAAAUUGGAAAGAAGUGACAGCUGCGUCGGAGAAAACACGCAAAUGAAUGGAAUUGAGAAGUACGAGUUGCCGUCUUCAUACAUAGUUGGGAAAGAUAUAGAUAUUGAUCUAAAGGUGGAGCUGGAUGCAAUUGAAGCACAGUACCAGAAUUGGUUUCGGGAGCUUUCAAGGAUGAAAGAGGAGGCAUUGGAUGCUGCCAAAAAGCGGUGGAUAGCAAAGAAAAAAGUACCUCAUCAUUAGUCACUACUGUAAUUCUAGGUUAGUUUAUACCAUUGUCUAAGUUUUGUGAAUACUGUAUUUGUAACAUUGUUGGAAAUCUAAACCUUCCAUGAGAAUUCAUAUAAUUAUAUGGAUUGUAUGA